UUCCAAGUUUUAUAUACCUUUCCAGCCCUUUUUUUUUUUUGUUACAACUUUCUAGCCUUUGUAUACCUUAAUUAUGUGUGUUUGAACGAAACCCACAGUAUAUUACCUUUAUUAACGGCUCUCACCACACCAUACACCUCUUGUCUGCAUAUUACACAUUAUAGCCGGCUAAAAACCAAACCCAAAGUUGCCAAAACCUCUAAUCCAAAACAGAUCUUAUAACUAGGAGGCUUAAUGGGUUGCCCGCAUGGAGUUUUGGGGCAUAAGAAGUGGGUGUUGCUUUGAAAGUGUUACCGAGUAAAGAAAGUGAAGAUGUCAAGUCAAGUUGCAUCAGAUGAACAUCAACCUGUGAUGUCAGAUUCUAAUUUGCAAGAGCAUAGUUUGGAAGCCAAAAAUGACAUCAAUCAAUUGGAAUAUGAUGGUAUUAGAUAUGAUAAGUUAGCUCCGGAAGACCUUAUAGGCUUGAUGUUUGAAACUGUAGAGGCAGCAGAGGCAUUUUACUAUGCUUAUGCAAAAGUAGUUGGUUUUGAUGUUAGAAAAGAUGAUAAGAGAACAAGUACAAGGACUGGGAGAGUCACUAUCCGCAGAUGGGUUUGUUCUGCAGAGGGGGAAAGACUAGAGAAAUAUGUGAACAACAAUAACAGGGUACGUAUGCCAAAGAAAUUGACAAGGUGUCACUGCCCAUGUUUGUUCAAGGUAAGGUACUUGAAAGAGAGGAACUCGUAUGUUGUAGUUGAUUUCAAAACACAUCAUUCACAUGAUCUUGCAAAGUCACACGAGUCUCAUUUUCUCAAGUCACAUCGGUCUGUCUCAGAUUGUCAUUUAGCUCUAGCCACAUCCAUGCGGAGAGUAUCCAUUAAGACUUGUCAUGCAUAUCAUUAUAUGGCUGACAGAUCUGGAGGGUUUGCGAAUGUUGGUUUCUUAAUGAAAGACUUGUACAAUAAAUUAGACUCGAAUCAACGUGAAAUUGUACUUGAAGGAGAUGCAAAAGCCGCACUUGCCUAUCUGGAAGGAAAAGCAGCUGAAGAUAAGAAUUUAUUUUGCAGAUAUAGCACAGAUGAGAAUAAUAGGUUGGCUAACUUAUUUUGGAGAGACUCAACUUCAUUUCUAGAUUAUUCUUGCUUUGGGGAUGUUUUGGUAUUUGAAUUCAUGUAUAAGACUAAUCAUUAUGGGAUUUGUUCAAUCGUUCAAUUGAGUUGCAUGGUAGGACAAUGAGUAUUUGUUCUUCAGAAUUUCAACAUAUUAUGGGUGUACCAGAAGGAGGAACGAAUAUAGAUUUCAUUGCCUCGAGUGAUGUCAACUCUGAUACGAACAUGCGCCGGGAUGUUUUUGUUGGAAAAUCUGACAGCAUAUCAAUUCCUAACCUAUUACAGAGGUUAGAUGACACAGCAGAUGACAAUUUCAGAGUCAGUUUCAUUUUAUUAGCAUUGGGUACCUUACUUUGUCCCACUACAUCAACAA
This is a messenger RNA of Rosa chinensis, 1461 nucleotides long. Its product is annotated as protein FAR1-RELATED SEQUENCE 5-like. The coding region runs from base 313 to 1215 and encodes 300 amino acids. The transcript has 2 exons. The record is from RefSeq and is a predicted model, not a curated record. NCBI's taxonomy places the organism in Eukaryota, Viridiplantae, Streptophyta, Magnoliopsida, Rosales, Rosaceae.